This is a messenger RNA of Odobenus rosmarus divergens (Pacific walrus), 1929 nucleotides long. It is a transcript of the gene CPQ, whose product is annotated as carboxypeptidase Q. Lineage: Eukaryota; Metazoa; Chordata; Mammalia; Carnivora; Odobenidae. The transcript is spliced from 8 exons. The record is from RefSeq and is a predicted model, not a curated record. Gene Ontology annotation, biological process: proteolysis; thyroid hormone generation; peptide catabolic process. Bases 114 to 1532 code for a protein of 472 amino acids. Gene Ontology annotation, molecular function: metallodipeptidase activity.
GGGUGUGGCCGCCACCACCUGAAAGCUGGGCCGCGAGUGUGGCCCCGGGUACAGCCGCCGCCCCCGAGCGGCCCCACAGAUUAUUUUAGGAAGAAAACCAACUGGAAGAAUCAAUGAAGUUCCUUCUUUUCACAUUUGUUGGUGUUGUUCACCUUUUCUCCCUGAACUCUGGGAAAGCGAUAUAUAAGAAUGACAUCUCUCAGAGGACUUUUCAAGAAGUAAAAGAAGAAAUAGCCCACUAUGGAGAUGUUGCUAAAGCAAUCAUCAACCUUGCUGUUUAUGGUAUAGCCCGGAACAGAUCCUAUGAGCGACUGGCACUUCUGGUUGAUACUGUUGGACCCAGACCAAGUGGCUCCAAGAGCCUGGAAAAAGCCAUCCAAAUCAUGUACCAGAACCUGCAGGAAGAUGGGCUGGAGAAUGUCCACUUGGAGCCGGUCAAAAUACCCCACUGGGAAAGGGGAGAAGAAUCUGCUGUGAUGCUGGAGCCAAGGAUUCACAAGAUAGCUAUUUUGGGUCUUGGCAGCAGCAUUGGGACUCCCCCAGAAGGCAUUACAGCAGAAGUUCUGGUGGUAACCUCUUUCGAGGAACUGCAGAGAAGGGCCCCAGAAGCAAGAGGGAAGAUUGUUGUUUAUAAUCAACCUUAUGUCAACUACUCGAAGACAGUGCAGUACCGGGUCCAGGGGGCAGUGGAAGCUGCCAAAGUGGGGGCUUUGGCAUCCCUGAUUCGGUCAGUGGCUUCCUUCUCCAUCUAUAGUCCUCACACAGGUAUUCAGGAAUACCAAGAUGGUGUGCCAAAAAUCCCAACAGCUUGUAUUACAGUGGAAGAUGCAGAAAUGAUGUCAAGAAUGGCUUCUCGUGGGAACAGAAUUGUUAUUCAGCUGAAGAUGGGGGCAAAGAACUACCCAGAUGUUGAUUCCUUCAACACUGUAGCAGAGAUCAUUGGUAGCAAGUACCCAGAGCAGGUUGUACUGGUCAGUGGACAUCUGGACAGUUGGGACGUUGGGCAGGGUGCCAUGGAUGAUGGCGGCGGAGCCUUUAUAUCAUGGGAAGCACUCUCACUUAUUAAAGAUCUUGGGCUGCGACCAAAGAGGACUCUGCGUUUGGUGCUCUGGACUGCAGAGGAACAAGGUGGAAUCGGUGGCUUCCAGUAUUACCAGUUACACAAGGCAAAUAUUUCCAACUACAGCCUGGUGAUGGAGUCUGAUCAGGGAACCUUCUUACCCUCUGGGCUGCAGUUCACUGGCAGUGAAAAGGCCAGGGCCAUCAUGGAGGAGGUCAUGAGCCUGCUGCAGCCAGUCAAUAUCACACAGGUCUUUAGGGCUGGAGAAGGGACAGACAUUAACUUCUGGAUCCAAGCUGGAGUGCCUGGAGCUAGUCUACUUGAUGACCUCUAUAAAUACUUCUCCUUCCAUCACUCCCAUGGAGACACCAUGACUGUCAUGGAUCCAAAGCAGAUGAACGUGGCUGCUGCUGUUUGGGCUGUUGUCUCUUACGUCAUCGCGGACAUGGAGGAAAUGCUGCCCAGGUCUUAGCAAGAACAGGAAAGAAAGCACUUUCGUCCUUUCUGGCCAGGAAUGCUGGGUCUGCAGUUCCAGGAAGUCCCUCUUCAACUAACACUUUCAUCUCAUCUGAUCCAUUUUCAAAGCACAGUACUUUCUCAUACUUUCUGUUACCAUCUUUCUUGAUACUUCCAAAUUCUCUGUUUCUAGAGGAAGAAAUGAUCUUCACCCCCACAUAGAAUCAAAAUAUGGUAGGGAUCACAGUGGGGACCUUUCUUUAUACCACCUGUAAAAAUUAUUGUUUCUACUUUGAAAGUAAAUACUGGAUAAAUAUUUGGAAGAUCUCUGGGUUUUAUGUGUGUAUUGAACAUUAAAUCAAAUGCAGUGAUACCAAUUUUUAUGUUAUUUAUUGAAGGAGUUGAGGAAUACG